CACUGUGAUAACACCUGAUACGCGAGACUACAGCGCAUGCGAGCGGAAUAUUCAUCGCUUCGGCGACAGCUUUAGAAAAGCAGCGCUUCAACGCUUUUCACUCUUUCCAGACGCUUUCCACGCACCGCAACGAUGCCACCCGAAGAAGUCUGCUACCUAAUCGUUUCAGAUUCGCGCGAUAACUUUUAAAAACUUUCGCGAAGUGUCGAACCAUAAAAAAAUGAAUGUGACCACUAAGUAUUGUGAGUUGGAGGGUUUUCAAAAAAGUUACGCUGAAGUUCACGGACCUUUGAGUAUUUUAGUUUGUGUUCUCGGUUCUAUAGCUAAUAUAUUGAAUAUUUGUGUUUUGACUAGAAAGGAGAUGAGAUCAUCUACAAAUUUGAUCCUCACAGGAUUGGCGGUGGCAGAUUUAUUGGUGAUGAUCGAGUAUAUCCCGUUUUGUAAUUACAGUUAUUUGAAUACCGAGAAACGGAAAUAUAUCACCCAUUUCAGUUAUAGUUGGGCAGUUUUUAUGAUUUUUCACGCACUUUUUAGCCAGUUAUUUCAUUUCAUAUCCUGCUGUUUGACAGUAAUUUUAGCUCUUUGGAGGUUACUAACUAUUAAAAACCCUCCAAUAACAAAAUUUUGGUGCGAUCUAAACAAAACCAUUUACGUUAUAAUAUUCACUUACUUACUAUGCCCAAUUAUAUGCUUUCCUUUAUACAAGACUUACAACAUUAAAAACUUCAACCAAACUAUAGACGAUACUGGAAAAAUUAUAAAAACAGAAGAAUCGAACAAUUCUCAAACUUUGAUCGACAACAUCUACGUUUUGCAAUACACCAAUGAGUUCUACGCACGGCUAAGCUUUUGGCUGUAUACAGUGGUUAUCAAAUUAGUGCCGUGCAUUCUUUUGACAAUUCUAUCAACGAAAUUAGUGCUGGUUCUGCUUGAAACACAGAAACGCAAGAAUCGGUUGUUAGGACAAAACGUUCCAAUGAAAAAUAUUAAUCAGGAUGACAAACCGAUAAUUCUGGCUAAAAAGAAGGACAAACAGGCCGACAGAACGUCUGGGAUGUUGGUGGCGGUGUUGUUGUUGUUUCUGAUUACUGAGUUUCCACAAGCUAUUUUAGGGCUGCUAAGUGCUACUGUUGGAGAAUCGUUUCAUAACGAAUGCUACACCCCUUUGGGGGAUGUAAUGGAUAUACUGGCGCUGACAAACUCUGGCAUCAACUUCAUCCUCUAUUGUACGAUGUCGAGACAGUUCAGGUUAACGUUUCAAGAGUUUUUUAAACUGAAAAAGAUUAGGAAAUUCAAUCCGUUACUGAAGCACAAUAGUUUGGAGAAAAUGGGAGAGAAGACGACACAGUUUUCGGCGGUAUAGCCGUUUUUUGUUUUGCACUGGAAAAGUUAUAACAAAGCAAGGCGUAGAAACUUCGCAAGAAAACAUACAUAUGGUUUUUAAGAACAGACAUCACCAGAUGUUAUUUGUUUACUGAUAACACUAUUCCAAACGCUGUUCCAGAUGAUGAUUUUAAAAAUUUGCAAGUUGAUAUAGAAUAUAGAAUGGCCCAAAAUAUGAUUUUAAAAUUCUUGUUU
Molecule: messenger RNA, 1578 nt
Organism: Psylliodes chrysocephalus
Lineage: Eukaryota; Metazoa; Arthropoda; Insecta; Coleoptera; Chrysomelidae
Source: the annotation of a GenBank genome assembly